AUGGCCACGAAAAUUGUGAGUAGAGCCAUUGCAGGAGAGCCCCACCUACCAGAAGAUGAGCAGUAUUUAAAGUUGGAGAAGACAGCUGUCAUCAAGAUCCAGUCAUGGUGGCGGGGUACCGUGGUCCGCCGCACGCUGCUGCACGCGGCCCUCCGGGCCUGGGUGAUCCAAUGCUGGUGGAGGUCCCUGCAGGCCAAGACCAUGGAGCAGAGGCGCCGCCUGGCUUUGAGGCUCUACUCGUGCCAGGAGUGGGCGGUGGUGAAGAUGCAGGCGCAGGUGCGCAUGUGGCGGGCCCGCCGCUGGUUCCUGCAGGCCCGCUGGGCCGCCUGCACCAUCCAGUGUCACUGGCGAUGGUAUACCCGCCAGACCCGAGGCCUCAUCCAGGGCCACUACGCAGUCAAGGCUAGCAGGCUGGAGCUGGACAUUGAAAUCCUGAUGGCCUAG
Perognathus longimembris pacificus (Pacific pocket mouse) is the source of this 444-nucleotide messenger RNA. It is a transcript of the gene Iqcf6, whose product is annotated as IQ motif containing F6. Lineage: Eukaryota; Metazoa; Chordata; Mammalia; Rodentia; Heteromyidae. Gene Ontology annotation, molecular function: calmodulin binding. The record is from RefSeq and is a predicted model, not a curated record.